AUGUCGCAAAAGCAAUACGAUCUGGUCGUCUUCGGCGCUACCGGCUACACCGGUAAGCUGGUAUGCAAGUACCUCCUCUCGCACCCAGAGAAGCGCUCCUGGGCCGUGGCCGGUCGCUCCGCCUCGCGCCUCUCCUCACUCAAGUCCGACCUCGGCCUUCCCUCGUCGGUCGGCGUAAUUGAGGCGGAGACGUCCAAGUAUGCAUCCCUCACCGCCAUGACCGCGCAGGCCAAGGUGCUCAUCAACAUCGUCGGCCCCUACCGACCCUUCAAGGCCUCGGAAGUGGUGCGGGCCUGUGUCGAGACGGGCACGCACUAUGUGGAUCUCUCUGGCGAAACGGGCUUCAACAAGGACAUCAUCGACGAGUUCCACCUCGCCGCCCAGGCCAAGGGCGUCACCGUUUCCAGCAGUGUGGGCUUCGACAGUCUGCCGUUUGACCUGACCACGUACCUCGCCGCUCAGAAGGUCAAGCAGCUCACGGGCGGCAAGAGCGACGUGAAGCUCGCCGAGUGCGCCUACGACCUCCCUGAGUCUCUGUCCGCAGGCACCCUCGCCAGCGCCAUCGCAAUGGCCAGCGAGAAGGAGCAGAUGUUCAGCGUCCGUGGCGACUGGCUCAGCCCCAUCGCCAAACCCGACGCGCUCAGCUUCAACACCGUCCGCUGGUUCCCCCAACGUCAACGCUGGGGUGCUCAAAACACCUUUUCGAUUCACAACACCCGCAUGGUCAACCGCACCUGGGGUCUCCUGGAACACCACCACUCCCCCCAAUCCUACGGCAAGGCCUUCCUCUACAAAGAGGGCACCAUCGUCCCCUUCAAGCUCGCAGGCAUCUUGCUCAGCUACAUGAACGCCAUUUCGAUUUGGUUCCUCAUGAACUUUGCCCUGGUUCGAUCGCUCGCGGCCAAGAGCAUGCCCGCCAACUCAGGGCCGAGCGAGAAGAGUCUCGUCAACAACAGGAUGAAGGUCGAGACCGUCGCCACGGCGAACGAUGGUACCAAGGCGAUCUGCAGGAUGAAGGCCAAGGGUCACGCGGGAUACUUGCUCACCGCGAGGAUGAUCGUCGAGACCGCACUGACGAUUAUUGAUGACAAGGGAAGGAAGCAGAACCCGUUCGAGAAGGCUGGUGUGCAGGGUGGUGUGCUGACCCCCGCACUGGUGGGCGCGGAGAGAUUGGCGGAGAGGCUCGUCGAGUUCAGCCAGUUCGAGAUCACAACGGAGAAGUUUGACGAGAACGAGGUCAAGAAGACCAAGUGA
Kalmanozyma brasiliensis GHG001 is the source of this 1254-nucleotide messenger RNA. RefSeq names its product Saccharopine dehydrogenase / Homospermidine synthase. Gene Ontology annotation, cellular component: lipid droplet; plasma membrane; mitochondrion. The coding region runs from base 1 to 1254 and encodes 417 amino acids. Gene Ontology annotation, biological process: glycolipid biosynthetic process. The record is from RefSeq and is a predicted model, not a curated record. NCBI's taxonomy places the organism in Eukaryota, Fungi, Basidiomycota, Ustilaginomycetes, Ustilaginales. The transcript has a single exon.